AUGGCUCUCCCACCACCUCCCAUCAGCAUCACUCCAACCAUCCUGACCCCCGACGACCACAAUCGCGACCGCAACGACCGCAACGACAACGAGGACCCGAACCACUUCGCCUACCGUUAUAACAAUCGCCACUCGUCCCUCCUUGGCCCCGCCGGCGACGGCUUCGACGAUCACCCCCAAGCCCGCUACCUCAUCUACGAUUCGAACCGCCUCUCACCUGUUGCCCCGACUUUCCCAGGCAACCCGCUCCUGAGCCCCAAUAUGGCACCCGGCUUGGGAGGCAUCAAUGCCAUCAUUGACGAGAAUUGCGCUCCGCUGGACAUACCCAGUGCGAACGCGCCGAACCCCUUCAACUUCCAGACCCAGGUUAUAUCCACGUCACCCGUCAAGCCCAAUGUCGGCCAGCGGCGCGGUCACAAGUACAAGCACUCGAGCAUCAGUGCCCAGCACCAGAUCUUCCUAGAGCCGCCUCCACGGCCACCCCUCGCGCUACCACGCGACUUGCCGGUGCCCACGGUGAAGGAGGCAUGGAAAUCCAUGUCGAAAGAUCAGCGCCGCCGCCUCUACUGGUGCAUAUGCCACCUCUUGGUGGCCGUCGCGGUCUUUCUCUCCGCGCAUGGCUCUCUCGCCAUGACAGCCCUUUCACAUCUGGUCUUCUUCGACGUCGGGUCGGCUCUGAUCUGCGUAUCUGUCGAGGUCCUCGGCAACUUCGAGGUCUGGAAGCGAAGCAGCAUUCGGCAUCCGUUCGGGCUGGAACGGGCUGAGGUCCUUGCCGGAUUCGCCAUGAGCGUGUUCCUGAUCUUUGGCGGUUUCGAUCUCGUCAGCCACAACCUAAAGCAUGUCCUCGAGAGCCAGGGAAGUCAUGCUCCGCAUCACCCAGAUCCACAUGAGGGAGACGAGCCGAGAGUACCAUUUGGGACUCUAGACAUGGCGAGUGCGGCAGCUAUUGCCGCAACCUUGGUCAGCGCUUACGGACUGAGGAACCACGCUCGAAUCAGCAAAGUCAUGCGUGUGAGCUAUCUGGCCAGCCUGCCCAGCGUACUGUCCAACCCGUUCCACUUCCUAACUCUAUCGACCUCGUCUCUCAUGGUGCUCCUCCCACUGCUAUCAAUCUCCAUCCCUAUGUUGCUUGACAGCGCUAUCUGCGGGCUGGUAGCUGUGUCCAUGUUUGGGCUCGGGGUACGACUUGCUAUUGCGCAGGGAUUGAUGCUCCUCAUGAGUUACGGCGGCCGUUCUGGGCCCAUCCCUGGCAGGAAAAAGGACAUUGGAGUUGCUGACGUCCUGCGGGAAAUCGAGACGGAUCCUAGCGUCGAGAGGGUCGACGAGGCCCAGUUCUGGCAGGUGCAUUAUGGCCUCUGCAUGGCUAACCUCAAGCUGUGCGUGACCAAGAGCUGUGAUGACGCGACCCUGAGCCGGCUGCGUACUCGGAUCACAAACUUGAUUCAGAACCGACUAGGGGAGGGGUAUGGCAAAGGUGGCAGUCUAAAAUGGGAGGUCAGCGUGCAGAUGGGUACGACUGGGAGAGCAGCAUAG
Molecule: messenger RNA, 1533 nt
Organism: Anthostomella pinea
Lineage: Eukaryota; Fungi; Ascomycota; Sordariomycetes; Xylariales; Xylariaceae
Source: the annotation of a GenBank genome assembly